This is a messenger RNA of Triplophysa rosa, 1566 nucleotides long. Its product is annotated as protein C3orf33 homolog. The record is from RefSeq and is a predicted model, not a curated record. The transcript is spliced from 3 exons. Bases 1 to 486 code for a protein of 161 amino acids. NCBI's taxonomy places the organism in Eukaryota, Metazoa, Chordata, Actinopteri, Cypriniformes, Nemacheilidae.
AUGGUUUGUGUGGAGGCAUUGCCUCCUCUUACCUCACUCACCCUGAUUUCACCAGGCCAGUGCGUGACCCUCCUGGAUGUGCGUCUGGCUGGGGUGGAGCUGACAUCAGAAGGACAGAACUGGAUCAGUCAGCAGCUGAAACCUGCUGAGACGGUGUGGCUCCGACUGAUCGCUCGACAGAACGAGACCCUCCACUGCCUAGUAUCAGUUAACAGGGGCUCGUUCUUCAACACUUGUGUGAAUGAGGAGCUUUUAAAGGAUGGUUUGGCCCGGACUUCUCCCCUUAUUGGUCUGGACCCUCAGUCACGCAUCUACUGGAGACUUUAUAAGCGCUUGUUGAGGGCUGAGAGCAGAGCAGAGAAAAAAGGAAAAGGCCUGUGGAAGGAAGAGAGCCGUUGGGAGAGAGCUACUAAUGUCUUGAGGAACAAUACACUGCUCGUGUCAAUUAAGAAACUCUUGAAAUGGACAUUUGGGGUUAUAAUAUAGUAAACUAUACAAUUUGCAAAAGAAUAAGGGUGGUUUUAGAUAAUGCAGAGUUGUUUUGCAUGUGUUUUUGAGUAACUUUUUUAUAUGCGUUCUAUUUGUGAUGUAUUGUUGAUGUCAAUGCAUGACUUAAAGUGAUAGUUCACCCAAAAAUGAAAAUUUUCAUCAUUUACUCACACUCAAGUUGUUCCAAACCUGUAUAAAUUUUGUUUUUCUGCUGAACACAAAUAUAUUUGGAAGAUUGCUUGUAACCAAACAGUUCUGGGGCACCAUAUAGUAGUCAAUAGUGCCCCAGAACUGUUUGGUUUUCCACAUUCUUCAAAAUAUCUUCUUUUGUGUUUAACAGAACAACGGAAUCUAUACAGGCUUGAAACAACUUGAGUAAAUGAUGACAGAAUUUUCAUUUUUGGGUGAACUAUUCCUUUACUACCUUAAUAAAAAUGUAAAACUUGAAUUAGAGAGAAAAGCACAAAUUAACUUUCACUUCUUUAAAUAUUCGUCCAUUUGUUUCUUAGCGUGGUGCUUUUCAAUGGUAUAACCUAAUAAUGUAUCUCUUCACACAUGUAUUUACUCAACACAAAAACAUUUUAACACUGUCCCUGAUGUUGACUGUGUGAUAAUCACAUUAUCAUGCUGCCGUACACCUGUAUCGUCGGAGCCCACGUCUUAGUUUUGACAACCGGAAAGCCUUUGUACUCUUGCCUCCUCCUCCCAUAAAUCCAUAUCCCACAGACCUCUCAGUUUUCGCUUACCCUGGGGAGGUGGGGGAGUGCUUUCUCAAGAUGACACGCAGUGGGGGUCUUCCCAUUCCCCCAUUGAGACAAUGAGGAGGGGGGAACCCCAUCACUAUAGAAACAUCACACUCUGGAGACAAAGUGCAUCAAAGGGGGUACCAUCGCAGGGUCCUAAAGGCCUUAGACUUUGGGACGGGAGAAUGAGGCUCAAGAGGGAAAAAGGAGUAAAACAUGGAGUGGGAGUUUAUGAAGCUCUAGAUAGUGAUAGAAACAGUGGAAGGUCAUGUAUUGUGAAAAUAAAUUUUUCAUGUUUAAAUGAGAAAAUAUUUUUUGUUUAAAUAAAAAUGAG